CAGAAGAUAUGGUGGGUGUGUAUUCCACUACAGAGAAGGCAGUGAUCCGAAACCAUGUGUCGUACAUCUGCCGGAAGCAACAUUGUGCCGACACUCUGGUUCUAUACUUGAACUCACCAACACGCAACGAUGGCACCAUGCUGCUGUGGGACGCCAAUCUAAAUGGCAUCGCUGAUCUGAAGGAACGAUAUUCAGUAAAUGAGCUGCUGGCUGACCUCGCUGGAUGCAGGGCCACUCGUGUUCUUCUAUUCGUGGAUCAGAGCUACAGUGGCGUCCUGUCCAAAAGGCUGAGCAAUUCACAGAAACAUCUCAACGUAGUUCUGGUCCAGGGACCAGCUUGGCACAACCAUCCUUACCAGAACCAGAGGCUGAGCCAUGGAGAGGAUGGCAGCAACUGGUCCCUCAUUAGCUCUACCACCUGCCUCUUGGACCACCUGGGACAGGCAAGUUUUCACAAAAAAAAAAAAAAACCCAUUCUAUUCUGUCUCUUCUGGACCAAGUUUUUAAAUCUCAUCAUCCUCUCUCAGGUUGAAGGUAUAUCUCACCGACUGGAGUCACGGGCUGCCCUUUUAAAUGUUACGUUGGCAGGUGCGCCUUGCAACGCAACUCCACCUCUGACAGACAGCGAGAUGCGCAGAGAGUACCAGGGCUGCCAGAACCUGCCGACAGCUCUAUGGCACCAAAAGUACAGAAGGACCAACUGAGAAGGACAUCAAAACCUACUGAGAGAUGAAAAAAGACAUGGAAAAAGACCGUCUGUAAACAUUUCCACUACAGACCUGUAAAUGUACUGCUCUUUAUUUGUUUCUUUUAUUUUUUCUAAGGUAAAGUCCACAACCAGAAAGUUUCUGUGAAUACAACAGGUUUUUUUUCUUUAAGACUUGCAUCCACAUAAGGCUGAUACAGCAGGUAAAAUAAGUA
This is a messenger RNA of Austrofundulus limnaeus, 921 nucleotides long. RefSeq lists its product as uncharacterized. The transcript has 2 exons. The record is from RefSeq and is a predicted model, not a curated record. Bases 9 to 704 code for a protein of 231 amino acids. Lineage: Eukaryota; Metazoa; Chordata; Actinopteri; Cyprinodontiformes; Rivulidae.